AUGCACAAGGCGUACCAGCCUCUUCAGCCGGCCACCAACAGACACCUGCAGCAGAGAUGGGACCAGUCCGCAUACCAACAACACAGGGACAAGGUGUACGCGGCAAGGCCCAUGGUGGACACCAAGGGCAUGAAAGCUCCCGCUCACGUCCAGCUGAAGCUGAAGAAACUACAGGUUCAUGAGGAGUGUCAGGCCGUCAUCGAGAGAGACAACCGACUCCUCGCCUCCAGGCUGUCUGACAUUGUGCGGUCCAGAGGUCUGGUCGACCACAGGAACCAUUACGCUGAGCGGAGUCUGAACGCUGAGAAGAGGAGGGAUGAGCUGCUGCACGUGACCAAUCAGAACCAGGCCAUCUACCAGCGAAUCACGGCCCGCCAGUCGGAGUACCGCCGGCAGCUGUGGUUGGACGACUGGAAGAGGGAGGAGCGUAGACGAGAAGACAUCGCUCGGUACCCGAGAGGGGUCCAGCACCAGCAGAGAUCCAGGAGGAGGGUGAAGUUCAGCAGCGUCGGGGACACGUCCGAGCCGAGUGAGGUGACCCCCCCCCAGUGA
Messenger RNA from Osmerus eperlanus (European smelt), 552 nucleotides. RefSeq lists its product as uncharacterized. The coding region runs from base 1 to 552 and encodes 183 amino acids. NCBI's taxonomy places the organism in Eukaryota, Metazoa, Chordata, Actinopteri, Osmeriformes, Osmeridae. The transcript is spliced from 5 exons. The record is from RefSeq and is a predicted model, not a curated record.